UCAAGCGCCCGAGUCCAAGCGUAACGCGGAGAGAAGGAAGCCUCUUGCGCGCCCCUUCUCCUACCUCUUUCGCCAAGCAGGUUGAUCGGCGCGAUCGCUAGGAGCCUGCGGGGCGGAUCUCCUCCAAGCUGCAGCCAUGCCGAAGCAGAUUCACGAGAUCAAGGACUUCCUCCUGACGGCCCGGAGGAAGGAUGCACGCUCGGUGAAGAUCAAGAAGACGGGGGAUGUGACCAAGUUCAAGGUGCGGUGCAGCCGGUACCUCUACACCCUGGCCGUCGUGGACCAGGACAAGGCCGACAAGCUCAAGCAGUCGCUGCCCCCAGGUCUCCAUGUACAAGACAUCUAGAUAUGUGAACAGACCUUCCUCAGCCAAGGCGCAAUAUUGAGUGCCUGUUGAGGCUUCCUUCCCUUCUGCGAUUCAAUCAUGGACUGCAAACAACCGCUUUGAAUGUCAGCCCUCGUAUCAUCACUUGCACAAGCACACGAGGAAUGUGGGCGCGCAAUACACUGGUUAUGUGGUUUUCGAGUCCUGCUGUGCAAGGCUGUGUGAGUCUGUGUGCUGACACCCAAGGUCAAUCGCCACAAUGCUACACCA
Molecule: messenger RNA, 595 nt
Organism: Klebsormidium nitens
Lineage: Eukaryota; Viridiplantae; Streptophyta; Klebsormidiophyceae; Klebsormidiales; Klebsormidiaceae
Source: the annotation of a GenBank genome assembly